CUCUUCUCUCUCAAUUUUUCGAAUGCCCAUCUAAAGCCGAAAGCCCCCUUUUAUACAAAAACGAAGAGAGCUGAAUCCCUUUCUAGUUCUCAAUCCUAAUCCAAAUCCCUAAAAUUAUAGAUAAUACUCCAAUCCUAUUCAAAAUAGGAAUUCUAAAACUAACCUAGUUCUUUACACAUAUUCCCUCUUUCAAGGCUAGAUUCAUACCUCUUAAAGAUUAGGACUCCCAAUCUAAAUUGACUUCGAAAACAUCUUCUGCGAUUCUUGUUGAAGACUUCUAAUCUGGAUAUUCCUUCGUACCGAUAACCAACGGGCAAGUGCAGAUGAUGCACAAAGGGCAGAAAUAAGAAGGAAAAGUUGAAGGAUCUCAUGGCUAAGAACUAUUUGUUCCAAGCCAUAGAUUGGGCUAUCUUGGAAACAAUUCUUAACAAGUCUACUUCCAAGACUAUUUGGGAUUCCAUGACGAAGAAGUACCAAGGGAAUGAAAGAGCAAAGCAACAACAACGCCAAGCUUUGACGAUGGCAAUCGCAAACAAGAUGAGGAUUCAUGGUGAAAAUCUAGAGGAUGUUGCCAUAGUUGAGAAAAUUCUUCGGUCUAUGACAACAAAAUUCAUUUAUGUUGUCUUUUCCAUUAACGAGUCGAAUGAUAUUGAGGCACUUUCCCUUGAUGAGUUGCAAAACUCAUUAUUAAUUUAUGAGUGGAAGAUAGACCGCCAAGACAAGCAAGAGCAAGCAAUGCAGAUUUCGCAAACGCAAGCCUUGCAAACCAUAGUUAAUUCAAGGGCUGUAAGUCGAGGAAAAGAAAACUGGAAAGGCAGAUCAAGAUCUGACAGACUGAGAUCUGAACACAAUCAGAAGAGUGAUGAUGCCUCUCUAUUCAUGGUCUAUCAUCCUAAAGAAGUCAGCGAGAAGAAUGUGUGGUAUCUGGAUACUGGCUGUAGCAACCACAUGUGUGUCAAGGGAAGGGGAAAGGUAACCAUUCGUGCCAAAAACAAUUCAGUUCAAACUAUUGCUAAUGUUCUGUAUGUACCAGAUUUGAAGUCAAAUCUGCUUAGUUUGGGACAGCUUCAAGAGAAAGGAUAUGAAAUCCUAAUUAAAGAUGGAGUUUGCCAAGUUCAUGAUCCAAAGCUUGGCUUGAUUGUAAAGGUCAAGAUGACAGGAAAUAGGUUAUUUCCAUUGUACUUGCAAACCACAAAUCUAUCAUUUUUAUCCACCAAAAUGAAGGACACAGCUUGGUUUUGGCAUUACCAAGAUGGACAUCUUUAUUUUGGUGGAUUGAAGGCCUUGCAACAGAAGAAGAUGGUAAAUGGUCUUCCUCAUUUUGAUUCUCCUUCAGAAAUUUGUGAAAUCUGAGUGGUCAGUAAGCAGUGCCGUGAUAGCCUUCCUAAAGACAGAUCUUGGAAAGCAAAACGGGUGCUAGAUCUGGUUCACUUUGAUCUGUGUGGACCUAUAAAUCCAGUAUCCAAUG
Messenger RNA from Rubroshorea leprosula, 1468 nucleotides. The record is from the annotation of a GenBank genome assembly. Lineage: Eukaryota; Viridiplantae; Streptophyta; Magnoliopsida; Malvales; Dipterocarpaceae.